ACACAUCCUAAUGAUCUAGUAUCAUCAGGCUUCCUGGUUCCCCAAUCGUGGACUUCGUGGUGGGAAUGGGCUUCGUGCAUCGACCAAGGCAAUGGCUCACUGCGCCAUCCAAAGUGGCUUACUCUCGUUCGCUACUACAAUCGAACAGCGGCAAGCGAUCGCCCUCUAUCGCCAGACUUGCAUUCCUGCGAGGGAAACGAUACACUUAAAGAGGAAGUCCAAACUCAGUUCAAAAAUUUUACUUUUCCAGAGGGCCAGAUUCCUGACGAACUUGCUUCCCUAAUUGAUAGCAUUCGAUGCCUGCAAUUAAACCGCGAUCUGUCCCCCAUGUCGGUUUUACCGGAUACUGAAGUGACUCCUUCUGCCAAUCAUCCCUAUGGCAUGUCCCCCAAAAAGGACCACGAGGUUACCCGCAUGAGUACAUUCAUAUCUCAGCUUUUAAAUCGCAGGGGACUACACUCACUGCGACAUGCUGUCGACGUCGGAUCAGGUCAAGGUUAUCUCUCCCGUGCACUCCAGGACAUAGGCGUUCAUGUACUGGCUCUCGAUUCAAAUCAAACCCAAACAUCUGGAGCAGAACGCUGGAAAAACAAAGCGGCCACUAGAAAGCAAAGAAAAAAGCAGAAAGCCGAAGUUACCCGGGCCUCGAACGUCUAUGCGGCUGAAGAUUUGAAUUUGCAGAUCUCUUGCUUCGAGCCGUCACCGACUCCGUGGACCAGACUCCAGGGAACGAAUCAUAAUCUGUUGCCCAAAGAAGGCGUCAUCUCACACAAGACGGUUCAUAUCACUCCGCAGACACUCCAGGCGUCUAUCCAGGAUUGGCUUCUCUCCGAUGCGCCCGGAAUUGGCGCUAGGAACGUGAUUGGAGACAUUUCAGUCAAUGAAAGCGACCGCCCAGCGGAGGUCAUCAAGGCUAUCCCUGUUCUCUUGGUUGCCCUACACGCUUGUGGUUCAUUGACCCCAGACAUCUUGCGUACCUUCGUGUCAAAUCACCGUGGCGGAGCUAACAGCAACCCCUCCACUUGGAAAUCGCAGGCCCUGGUCGUUGUUGGAUGUUGUUACAACUUGAUGUCGCCCGCAGACUUCCCACUCUCGACAGGUCUUCGACGAUCCUUUUCUGGCCAAAAACUUUCUCUAGCCUCUCUUCAUCUCGCCGCUCAAGUUCCCUCACAAUGGGCGCGAACUGCCUCCUCGCUUGAUGCCGCCCGCCUUGCCAUACGAAAAGUUGUCUAUCGCGCCCUGUUACAACCGCUUCUUCAAACUUCCGUAGUUCGGAGAAAUGUACACAUGCCUGGUUCUAACCACGAACCAGAUAUUGCCAGCGACGAGGAGGCGCGGCGAGAUAAGCUAGCCGGAACGGGAGAAACAUUGGAAAACCGGCGUCUAGGCAAGCUGAAUAAUGCUGCAUACCGGGACUGGGGUACUUUUCUUACCCAAGCUGGCAUUAAAAUGGGCGUCAGUUUUGAGAACUGCCUGACGGAACUUCCUGAUGGUGAGAAAUUGGCCGAUGAUCGCUAUCGAAGGCAGAUGGAAAGCCGGUUAGAAGUCCUUCAUGUGCUGCGAUGUUUACUCGGCCCACUUGUGGAGAGCUUAAUCCUUUUGGAUCGAUACGACUGGCUGUGCGAAGAGCUUCGGCAUACCCACGCGACAACAGCGGGAAAUACAGGAUUUGAGUGCAACGAAGAGGAAAUGGACGUAGAACUGUUUAAUCUUUUUGAUCAAGCGACAGGGAGCGGACGGAAUGUUGCUAUAGUCAUAGCACCUCGAUGACGACAUCGAAUGUAAGAUACAC
Molecule: messenger RNA, 1792 nt
Organism: Serpula lacrymans var. lacrymans S7.9
Lineage: Eukaryota; Fungi; Basidiomycota; Agaricomycetes; Boletales; Serpulaceae
Exons: 5
Coding region: 328-1770 (480 amino acids)
Source: RefSeq, a predicted model, not a curated record